AGUUUCAAUAAUACGUUGUAUGUCAAAACAAAAUUAAAACCUAUGUCAAAUUCUUGAGUUAACUUAAGAUUAAUAAGAAAAUAAUAUAUGUCCAUGAUUCUUCAUAUAAAUCAAAAUUAAUGCGACAGUCACAUUAUUAUCAAAGUCGUUUACCGUAUCGUUGGAUUGAACGGUUCGCGAUGUGUAUAUAGAUCGGAUUUCUAAAACUUCCUGGACAACAAACAAAUUUCUCAUUCUGAAGGCGAAGUUUUCAUUCUUCAGCUGGGCUUUAUUACGUGUUUUGUUAAGCAGAUAAAUACAUUUUUAUUAGACGUUUCUGUGUGUCGGAGAAAAUAUAAAACAUGGAUGAAGAUGAACUUGUUUUGCCUGCCAUUUAUAACUUCACUCCGUUGAGGGCUCUAAGAACUACUUCACGGCGGAAGUUGUCGAGUUUUUUAGAUCUUGAAGGAGUACUUGUCGUGGUAGAUAAUGACGGUAUUGAUUCCGAUAUUGUGAAUGACUAUAGCGGACUGGCGGAGCUUGCCGGGUUUAACUACCAAGAUAUAAUGGACAUGAAGCGACAGAGGAGCCCGACCACUGAGUUGCUGGAUCUGUGGACAGGCCAAAAUGGGAACGUUGGUAAACUAUGGACGUAUCUCUAUAUGAUGGGACGUUAUGAUGUGCUAACUGACUGCCGACAGUCGAUUAGUCAGGUUUUUAUAAGAUGAAACGUAAUGAUGCGCCAACUGAGUGCCAACGAUAGAUUGAUCAGAUAUCCGGUGCUGAGGACUUUGAGGGGUGUUGCACAUUUCAUUACCUGUCAUGAACAUAAUCAAAACGAGUCUGAUAUUAUUUGCUUGGUUGCGUUCUAUGCUUCCAAAGGAUUUUUUUCACAGAUUUUAUUGAGUAUGAUGGAAAGUUAUGAUGUGCUAACUGACUGCCGACGAGUGAUAGAUAGGUUUUGCUCGACUGGUAAGU
This is a messenger RNA of Mercenaria mercenaria, 957 nucleotides long. RefSeq names its product myeloid differentiation primary response protein MyD88-like. Gene Ontology annotation, biological process: signal transduction. The record is from RefSeq and is a predicted model, not a curated record. NCBI's taxonomy places the organism in Eukaryota, Metazoa, Mollusca, Bivalvia, Venerida, Veneridae. Gene Ontology annotation, molecular function: protein binding. The transcript has a single exon. Bases 342 to 707 code for a protein of 121 amino acids.